AUGGGCCGUCGAAUCAUCUCUGGUGGCUGUCACUUAGCGGAGCAGAAAAACGACGACUUUGCGGCUCUCUAGCGGCUAUCACCUAAUAGAGAGGAGCUGGAUGGAGGUGGGGCACGUGUUAGGAAGCUUCAUCCUUAGGUUUGCACAACAAGAGGAGGCUCUUCAUCGUAUUUGGUAUGUUCUCAAGAGGUGGCGACUCGUCUCCUGAUGGAUUGUCCUCUUCCCUACGAUGGCUUGUUCGUCGAUCAAUUGGAGAUGCUUUACUCGAUGGAUUCGCGAUCUUUUUAUUGUGAAUUGUUCAACAAUUUUAGUAACAAUGCUCUACAAAUCAUGUUGAUGAGAUUUUCACCGAUGAUCUAGUAAUUCUAGUUGCUUAAACCUUCACCAGCGAUCUGUAGGAAAGUUAUGAUAAUUAAAUAAAAAAAUAUAAAUUUUUGCUCUAGGAGGAUUCAAACCCAUACUAGUUGCCUGCCCCUUCUAAGGAAGGAGACGCAGGUUUAGUCCCACAUCAGUUGUGUGCCGAAUUUUUGGGCAAAUAUAUACUAAUGUUAGAUAUCUAAGCAAGUCCCUUUCUCAGGUGUGUAUGACCACUCCUUACCCCAUAAUCGGCUAGCCACCAGUGACAUAGAAGGGGGGUGGCGGACACGUGCCCCUUCGGUCUAAGCCGCUCGAGCUCCUACUCACGGCUACUCCCCGACUAUGCUUCCGACUUGCUUGCAAGCCUAGCUGGCCGGCGGAUCCCCCUCAUUUUGUUUUAUCUUUACUUCUUUUUCUUUAUUUAUCUCAAAAGUAAGACUGUAAAAAUCAUAAAAAAUCACAUAAUUACCCAAAAAUUCAUGUUAAUCAAUUGAAAACCACUUUUCACACUUUAACACAAAUAUAAGUCUAUUUAUCAUGAGUUAAGGCUAAAACUAUGCUAUUUACUAAUUAUUAACUUAUGAUAAUUAAGACAUCAACUACAAAGUCGUCAUUUUUUCACUCUGCUGAGUGACAGCCACCGGAGACGAUUCAUCGACCCAUUUCAUUGAUCUCUAGACUUCGCAAGGAGAUAUAGAGAUUGCCCAUGUCGUCUUUGUCCAAGGAGAGCCUUUGAGACUAUGGACACUACACGAUGAUCCUCCUAAAUGUUCAGGAUUUCAGUGUAUCGUCAACACAUUGCCGCCGCAAUACUGGAACUUUAUUUUCCUACUUUCAACUUACUUUUCACUUUAUUUAGUGCUAAUUUGUGUGAUUUAAAUUUACCAAGAUAUACUUCAUUCAAUUACGAUUCUUCUGUGUUUUACAAAUCUUAAUUUGAUCAAUUAAAUCAUCUAUAAUCACUUACGUAAGAAUCACUAGGUAGAACUCUAUUUCUGCCCCAUUUGCAUUCACUAGGUGCUGACAUCAUCCUAAUGUAUGCACCCUUAUUUCCCUUUUUUGUGAAUUUUAAAUAUAUUUUAUUUUCAUUUCCUAGUAUAAAAUUCAUAGAAAAUAGUAUUCUUUGAGGAAAAUUUUAAAUAUUUAUCAGAUAUUAUAUUAUAUCCCUAUGAUCGAUCUAGAAAAUUACCACUAUUUUUAGUAUUUUUAUUGAAUUAUAAUUGAUAUAUUUGUUUAAAAAUAUUUCUAAAUAUCUGAAAAUUCAUAUUUUCUAGUUUUAUAACUUUUAAAUUUAUGUGAUUUUCUAUACAACGACUAAGUCACAUUACUAGCCUUUUAAGAAAAUAAGGAUAUCAAAAGCAACAAAGCAAAGUAAAAUAAAUGAAAGAAAACAAGAAGCUAUUUAUAACUAAAUGGUCCUCGUGCUCAAAAUAUAAUCUAAAGGUGGUCAGGAGGAGGAUUAUGAAGGUCUUCUAAAGUAAGAGAUGGUUGAAGUUCAAACUCUAUAUAUGAUUUUAAUCGUUGACCAUUCACCAUGAAUUCUUUGCCACAAUCAGAGUUUGUAAUCCUAAUUGCCCCAUUUUCAUAAGCUUCAAGGAUCACAAAAGGGCCAUCCCAUCUAGACCUUUUUUUUUUUUUGGGGAUAACUGAUAAGUCUUCAUUAUCAUGAGUUAAUAAUUAGUAAAUAAUAUAGUUUUAGCCUUAACUCAUGAUAAAUAGACUUAUAUUUGUGUUAAAGCAUGAAAAGUGGUUUUCAGUUGAUUAACGUGAAUUUUUGGGUAAUUAUGUGAUUUUAUACGAUUUUUACAGUCUUAGUUUUGAGAUAAAUGAAGAACAAGAAAUAAAAAUAAAAAUAUUGCAAAAUGGGAGGAUCCGCCGGCCAGCCGGGCCCGCAAGCGGGUCGGAAGUGCAGUCGGGGAGUAGCCACGAGCAGGGGCUCGAGCGGCUUGCUUGGAUCGAUAGGGGCACGUGUGCACCACUCCCCUUCCACGUCACCGGUGGUCAGCCAGCUGUGGGGCAAGGAGUGGUCGUACACGCGAGAGGACUUUGCCUAGAAAGCUAACUUUACUAUAUAUUCGCCCGAAUAAUCCGCGCACAACCGAUGUGGGACUAAAUCCACCUUGUUCAGGGGGCGACCGCCGCAGGUUCGAAUCCUCCCAGAGUCAAAAUUCAUAUAUUUUUAACUGAUUAUCGUGACUUUCCUGCAGAUCGCCGGUGAAGGAUUAAGCAACCGGAAUCGCUGGAUCAUCAGCAAAAAUCUCGUCAACGCGAUUCGCGGAGCAUUGCUACUAAAAUUUCUGAACGAUUCACGAUAAAAGGAUCGCAAUCCAUUGAGUAAAUCAUCUCUGAUUGAUCGACGAACAAGCCGUCGUCGGGAAGAGGACGAUCCGCCGGGAGACCAGUCGCCACCUCCUGAGAGCGUACCAGAUGCGAUGAAGAGCCUCCUCUUGCUGCGCGGACCUGAGGAUGAAGCUCCCUAACACGCGCCUCACCUCCAUCCAGCCCCUCUCCGUCGGGUGACAGCCGCCGGAGAGCCGCAAAGUCGCCGUUUUUCCGCUCCGCCGGGUGACAGCCGCCGGAGACGAUUCGACGACCCACUUCAUUGGUCUCUAGACUUUGCGAGAAGAUCUAGAGAUUGCCCACGUCGUCUUUGUCCAAGGAGAGCCUUCGAGGCCGUGGACACUACACGACGACCCUCCCGAACGCUCAGGAUUCUGGUGCAUCACCGACGCGUCGCCGUCGCGACGCCGGAACUCUGUUUUCCUGCUUUAUCUAGAGAUUGCCCACGUCGUCUUUGUCCAAGGAGAGCCUUCGAGGCCGUGGACACUGCACGACGACCCUCCCGAACGCUCAGGAUUCCGGUGCAUCGCCGACGCGUCGCCGUCGCGACGCCGGAACUCUGUUUUCCUGCUUUAUCUAGAGAUUGCCCACGUCGUCUUUGUCCAAGGAGAGCCUUCGAGGCCGUGGACACUGCACGACGAUCCUCCCGAACGCUCAGGAUUCCGGUGCAUCGCCGACGCAUCGCCGUCGCGACGCCGGAACUCUGUUUUCCUGCUUUCAAUUUAAUUUACGCUUCAUUUAGUGAUACUUUGUUGAUUUUUAUUUACCAAACUAUACUUCGUUCAACUACGAUUCUUCCGACUUUUACAAAUCUUAAUUUGAUUAAUUGAGUCGUCUGUAAUCGCCUACGUAAGAAUCGUCGGGCGGAACUCUGUUUCUGCCUGAUUCGCGUUCGCCGGGCGCUGACGUCAUCCUGACGUCCGCACCCUUAUUUCCUCUUUUUUUUGUGAAUUUUAAAUAUAUUUCCUUUUUAUUUCCUAGUAUAAAAUUCGUAAGAAAAUCGUACUCAUUGAGAAAAAUUCUGAAUAAUUACCAGAUAUUAUAUUACAUCCUUGUGAUCGACCUGGAAAAUUACCACUAUUUUUGGGAUUUGUAUUGAAUUAUAAUUGAUAUAUUUAUUUUGAAAUACUUCUAAAUAUCUGAAAAUUCGUAUUUUCUAGUUUUAUAAAUUUUAUAUUUGCGUGAUUUAAUAUACAAUGACUAAGUCACGUCAAUAACUGUCUUGGGCCGAACUUCUUGGGAGGUCACCCAUCUUGGUACUUCACACGCCCAAGCACUUUUGGUACCUCUCAGGCACAUUCUUUGGAGAUAGAUGCUACUAGCGCCUCUCGACAUCGUGGCAAGGGUUCCUUUCAGCAUGUUCUUUGGAGCUGGGGGCGUCUUGGCAUGGUGAGAUGGACGCCACAUAUGCCUCUUGGCAUAAUGGCAAGGGUGCCUCUCGGUGCGUUCUUUGAAGUUGUGGGUGGUGGUGCCUCUUGGCACGUUCUUCGAAGCUAGGGGCGUCUUAGCAUGGUGAGAGAUGGAUGCCACAUAUGCCUCUCGGCAUGGUGGCAGGUGACGUGACUCAGUCGUUGUAUAUUAAAUCACGCAAAUAUAAAAUUUAUAAAACUAGACAAUAUGAAUUUUCAGAUAUUUAGAAGUAUUUCUAAAUAAAUAUAUCAAUUAUAAUUCAAUAAAAAUCCUAAAAAAAGUAAUAAUUUUCCAGGUCAAUCAUAGGGAUGUAAUAUAAUAUCUAGUAAUUAUUCAGAAUUUUUCUCAAUGAAUACGAUUUUCUUAUGAAUUUUAUACUAGGAAAUAAAAAGGAAAUAUACUUAAAAUUCACGAAAAAAAAGGAAAUAAGGGUGCGGAUGUCAGGAUGAUGUCAGCACCAGGCGAACACGAAUCAGGCAGAAAUAGAGUUCCGCCUGGCGAUUCUUACAUAAGCGAUUACAGACGACUUAAUUAAUCAAAUUAAGAUCUGUAAAAGUCAGAAGAAUCGUAAUUGAACGAAGUAUAGUUUGGUAAAUUAAAAUCACACAAAGUAUCUAAAUGAAGCGUAAAUUAAAUUGAAAGUAGGAAAAUAGAGUUCUGGCGUCGCGACGGCGAUGCGUCGGCGAUGCACUACAAUCCUGAGCAUUCGGGAGGAUUGUCGUGCUAUGUCCACGGCCUUGAAGGCUCUCCUUGGACAAAGACGACAUGGGUAAUCUCUAGAUCUUCUCACGAAGUCUAGAGAUCAAUGAAGUGGGUCAUCAAAUCGUCUCCGGUGGCUGUCAUCCGGCGGAGCAGAAAAAUGGUGACUUUGCGGCUCUCCAGCAGCUGUCACCUGACGAAGAGGAGCUAGAUGGAGGUGGGGCGCGUGUCAGGGAGCUUCAUCCUCAGGUCUGCACAGCAAGAGGAGGCUCUUCAUCGCAUCUGGUACGCUCUCAAGAGGUGGCGACUGGUCUCUCGGCGGAUCGUCCUCUUCCCGAUGACGGCUUGUUCGUCGAUCAAUCGGAGAUGA
Messenger RNA from Spirodela intermedia, 5176 nucleotides. Lineage: Eukaryota; Viridiplantae; Streptophyta; Magnoliopsida; Alismatales; Araceae. The record is from the annotation of a GenBank genome assembly.